Acipenser ruthenus (sterlet) is the source of this 421-nucleotide messenger RNA. RefSeq names its product small ribosomal subunit protein eS28. The record is from RefSeq and is a predicted model, not a curated record. Lineage: Eukaryota; Metazoa; Chordata; Actinopteri; Acipenseriformes; Acipenseridae. The transcript is spliced from 4 exons. Gene Ontology annotation, cellular component: cytosolic small ribosomal subunit; ribosome. Gene Ontology annotation, biological process: ribosomal small subunit assembly; maturation of SSU-rRNA; translation. Gene Ontology annotation, molecular function: structural constituent of ribosome. Bases 105 to 314 code for a protein of 69 amino acids.
UGAAGUUAGAUAUUUACGGGAAAAUAAAUUAAUUCAGGUUUGUUUGUGGGUAUAAAUACUCGUCGUCGACCCACGUGACCCCCUUUCUGUCUCAAGCCGCCAUCAUGGAUGCCAGCCGUGUGCAGCCCAUCAAGCUUGCCAGAGUCACCAAGGUUCUUGGAAGAACCGGCUCCCAGGGACAGUGUACCCAGGUGCGAGUUGAGUUCAUGGACGACAGCAAUCGCUCCAUUAUCAGGAAUGUGAAGGGCCCAGUGAGGGAAGGGGAUGUUCUCACCCUGCUGGAGUCUGAAAGGGAAGCCAGGAGGCUGCGAUAGGAGUUCUUUAUAAAGAUGAGAUGCAACCCAGACUGAUGUGCCUGGUCGACCGUUUACCGCUCUACUGUACCAUAUCUUUGGCAAUUGACAAUAAAUGAGUGAUUGAA